ACAUCCAUUGAGUUUACUGUGUUUACAAAGGCUCUCAAUCAGCAGAAGACCUUUUGAUUUGGUUGACGAGGGCAAUAAUCUGGGAGAGAAUUUAGUGAACCCGCAGGUCGGUUUCCUAACAACUUCCUGUCUCUCCAGCCAGCUGACAGCCUCGUGACAAACUCGUGGUCGGCGCAUGCGCAGACUAGCACUUUGUGUAAACUGAACAUGGCGCCGUCCUGAGUUUUAUUACUGAGCGAAGCGCAGUUGUCAAUGCUCAGUGGCACAACACACAGAUAAAGGAUAGAAAGGUUGACGCUUUUUUGAACGUUGAGGGUGCUGGGACGAAAAAAAAAGUCACAUCUGGUAUCAACACCCAGACAUUGCCAGAAGAUGAAUGUCCUCAAAGAGAAUAAAGACUUGGCUUGUUUCUACACAACCAAGCACUCCUGGAGGGGGAAGUACAAGCGCAUUUUCUCUAUUGGGACGCAUGGAAUGACAACAUACAAUCCUACGACAUUAGAAAUUACAAACCAGUGGCCGUAUGGGGAUAUAUGUGGUAUCUCACCAGUAGGAAAAGGACAGGGCACCGAAUUUAACCUUACCUUUCGAAAGGGUAGCGGGAAGAAGUCUGAGACUCUCAAGUUUUCCACUGAACAUCGCACAGAGCUGCUGACAGAAGCACUGAGAUUCAGAACAGACUUUGCUGAGGGAAAGAUAACUGGAAGACGAUAUAACUGCUACAAGCAUCAUUGGAGUGACACAAGGAAGACGGUGGGGCUUGAAGUCACGCCAGGGGGAAUUGACCAGAUUGAUCUCCAAACCAACCGGGUUAUCUGUUCCUAUGAUUAUCGUUGCAUCGAAGGCUUUGCAGAAGUUUCAGACUACCAAGGGGGUUUUUGUAUCCUCUAUGGAGGCUUCAGCAGACUGCAUCUCUUUGCGUCAGAGCACCGUGAUGAAAUCAUUCGCAGUGCUAUUGAGCACGCUGGAAAUUUUAUUGGUAUAAUCUUGCGUGUGAGAAAGGAGCCUAUAAGCUUUGAAGGCUUUGCCACUGAGAGGCUCGGCAAGUAUGGUUCAGACGAGAAUAUCACAUCCCUUGCCGAAUUUGUAGUGCAAAAGAUCUCCCCACGGCAUGCGGAGCCUGUUAAAAGGAUCCUAGCCCUCACAGAGACUUCUCUGGUGGAAAGAGACCCUGCCUCUUACAACAUUGUGACCAUCAAACCCUUUGAAGAGGUUUUCGCGCUCAUCUGUGAUGCUGAGAACCCUCAGAUAUUCACAGUCGAGUUUAUCAGGGGACAGAUACGAAAGUACUGCUCCACAGAUAGGGACUCCCUGAUGGCCAGUCUGUUGGAUGGUGUGCGAGCAUCUGGAAACAGAGAUGUGUGUGUAAAAAUGGCUCCAACUCAAAGAGGGCAGCGCUGGGGACUUCUCAGCAUGCCUGUUGAUGAGGAGGUAGAGAGCCUCCAUCUCAAAUUCCUCGCCGCUCCACCCAAUGGAAAUUUUGCUGAUGCAGUAUUCAGGUUCAACGCCAACAUUUCUUACAGUGGAGUUCUACAUGCCGUCACUCAAGAUGGCCUUUUUUCAGAGAACAAAGAGAAACUGAUCAACAAUGCCAUUUUGGCACUACUUUCCCAGGAUGCUGAGCUGGGUGGACCCAAUGCUGAACUAGAGGCCCAAUUCCAGGCCAUCAGACGACUUGUGGCCUCUAAAGCUGGCUUUCAAGCCUUUACACAGCUUCCUAAGUUUAGGGAGAGAUUGGGUGUGAAGACUGUUAAAGCAUUGAAGAAGAACAAUAAUGGUGUGACACAUGCUGCUAUUGACAUGCUCUGUGCUCUUAUGUGUCCAAUGCACGAUGACUAUGAUUUGAGGCAGGAGCAGCUGAACAAAGCCUCUCUUUUAUCAUCCAAAAAGUUUCUGGAGAGCCUUUUGGAGAAAUUCAUCAGUAAUGUGGACCAUGGUACAGGUGCUUUAGUGAUAAGUGCACUUCUAGAUUUCUUGACCUUUGCCCUUUGUGCACCUUACAGUGAAACAAGUGAAAGUCAGCAGUUUGAUAUGCUGCUGGAGAUGGUGGCCUCAAACGGACGCACACUUUUCAAACUCUUCCAGCAUCCCUCUAUGGCUAUAGUAAAGGGUGCAGGUCUGGUUAUGAAAGCCAUUAUUGAGGAAGGUGAUAAGGAGAUAGCUACAAAGAUGCAGGACUUAGCAUUAAGUGAAGGUGCUUUACCCAGACAUCUACACACAUCUUUGUUUACAGUCAGCGCUGAUCAGAGGAUGCUUACAAACAGGCAGCUGAGUCGCCACCUCGUGGGCUUAUGGACAGCUGAGAAUCCUGUUGCUAUGAACCUUCUCAAAAGAAUCUUGCCAACUGGACUCCUGGCAUACUUGGACAGUUCUGAACCUGUGCCUGAAAAGGAUGUGGACAGAAUGGACAUCCGUGACAACCUCAAGAUUGCUUCUGACCAGUUUGGACGAAAUAAGGUUCCAGAGUGGCAGCGAAUUGCGGGCAAGGCUGCCAAAGAGGUGGAGAAGUUUGCUAAAGAAAAGGCUGAAGUGGUCCUUAUGCACUGGAGAGACAAGAUGGGCAUUGCACAGAAGGAGCAGGACAGGAAUAAUCUGAACCCAAACCAAAAACCUGUUGUCUUGAGGAAAAGAAGACAGCGGAUCAAGAUAGAGGCAAAUUGGGAGCUCUUCUACUACAAAUUUCAUAUGGAUCAUGCAAAGUCAAAUCUCAUCUGGAACCUGAAGACUCGUGAGGAGCUCCGUGAUGCUCUGGAGGGAGAGAUGCGCUCCUUCAGUGUAGACCGAGAGCUGGGGAGUGCCAGUGUGAUUUCCUGGAACCAUCAAGAGUUUGAGGUGAAGUAUGAUUGUCUUUCUGAUGAAAUAAAAAUUGGGGACUAUUAUCUACGCCUUCUGCUGGAGGAGGACGAGACUGAGGAGUCUGGUGCCAUCAAGAGAUCGUAUGAGUUCUUUAAUGAACUAUAUCAUCGUUUCCUAUUAACACCGAAGGUGGCAAUGAAGUGUUUAUGCCUGCAGGCUCUGACCAUUGUAUAUGGCAAAUGCUGUGAAGAAAUCGGCCCUUUCACCGACACCAAAUACAUUGUGGGCAUGUUGGAUAGGUGUACUGAUAAAUUAGAGAGAGACAGGCUUAUACUGUUCCUCAACAAGCUGAUUCUGAACAAGAAAAAUGUCAAGGACAUAAUGGACUCAAAUGGUGUGCGCAUUCUUGUAGACUUGCUAACCUUAGCUCACCUCCAUACCAGCAGAGCAACUGUACCACUACAGAGUAACGUAUUGGAAGCAGCUCCAGACACGAAGCGAGAGAGUGAAAAGGAAUGGUACUUUGGGAAUGCUGAUAAGGAAAGGAGAGGACCUUUUAGUUUUGAGGAGAUGCAGGAGUUUUGGAAUUCAGGCACUUUGACUGCAAAAACCCGGUGCUGGGCACAGGGCAUGGAUGGUUGGCGCCCUCUCCAGGCCAUUCCACAGCUGAAGUGGUGCACACUGGCGACUGGGCAGGCUGUGAUGAAUGAAACAGACUUAGCCACACUGAUCCUUAAUAUGCUCAUCACCAUGUGCUCUUACUUCCCUAGCAGAGAUCAGGACAAUGCCAUUAUUAGACCUUUACCCAAAGUGAAGAGGCUUAUUAGUGACAACACUUGCCUGCCCCAUAUUGUUCAGUUGCUGCUGACUUUUGACCCCAUACUGGUAGAGAAGGUGGCCAUCUUGUUAUACAUGGUGAUGCAGGACAACCCCAACCUGCCACGUCUCUACCUUACUGGUGUAUUCUUUUUCAUCAUGAUGUACACAGGCUCUAAUGUGCUUCCGGUGGCACGUUUCCUUAAGUACACUCACUUGAAGCAAGCCUUCAAAUCAGAAGAGGCUAAGGGUCAGGACAUUGUGCUGAGGAGUGUGUUGGGACCAGUGUUACCUGAGGCAAUGGUGUGUUACCUAGAGAAUUAUGAGGCUGAACACUUCUCAGAGAUCUUCCUAGGAGAGUUUGACACUCCUGAAGCAAUAUGGAGCAGUGAGAUGAGGCGUAUGAUGAUUGAGAAGAUUGCUGCCCACCUGGCUGAUUUCACACCUCGGCUCCAGAGCAAUACUCGUGCUCUGUAUCAGUACUGCCCCAUUCCUCUAAUUAGCUUUCCUCAGCUGGAAUAUGAGCUGUUUUGCAACAUCUACUACCUCCGUCACCUCUGUGACUCCAACCGCUUCCCUGACUGGCCUAUACGGGACCCGGUAAAGCUAUUAAAGGACACUUUGGAAGCCUGGAAAAAGGAGGUGGAGAAAAAACCUCCUUCCAUGUCGGUGGAUGAAGCCUAUGAAGUGCUGAACCUUCCCACAGGACAGGGCCAGCAUGAGGAGAGCAAAAUCAGAAAAGCAUAUUUCCGAUUGGCUCAAAAAUACCAUCCAGACAAAAAUCCAGAGGGCAGGGACAUGUUUGAAAAGGUAAACAAGGCAUAUGAGUUUCUAUGUACAAAGUCUGCGAGAAUUGUAGACGGACCAGACCCUGAAAACAUUAUCCUUAUCCUGAAGACACAGAGCAUCCUCUUCAAUCGACAUAAACAAGAACUGGAGCCAUAUAAGUAUGCAGGCUACCCGAUGCUUAUUAAAACUAUUACCAUGGAGACUAGCGAUACGCAACUUUUCUCGAAAACAUCUCCACUUUUGCCAGCAGCAUCUGAGCUGACCUUCCACACGGUCAACUGCUCAGCACUCAAUGCAGAGGAACUAAGGCGAGAAAAUGGCAUUGAGGUCCUGCUUGAGGCACUUUCUCGUUGUGUGGCUGUGCUCACAGCAUCCAGCAAAAUGGAUGACAUGGCAGUACAGGUGUGCGGCCACAUCUGUAGGUGCUACAGUGUAGCUGCACAGUUUGAGGAGUGCAGAGAGAAAAUCAUUGAGCUUCCAAACAUCAUUAGAGACGUUUGUCACAUACUUUACUAUGGGAAGGUUCUUCCUCGUCUAGGCUCACUAGCUGUGGAGUGUGUGAGCUCGUUCUCUGUAGACUUUUUUCUUCAGACGCGUGUGUAUCAGGCUGGUGCUCUCUGGCCACUUCUUCUCAGCCUUUUUAACUAUGACUUCACUUUGGAGGAGAGUGGGGUCCAGGCCAAUCAGGAAACCAACCAGCAGCAUGUGGCCAACAGCCUGGCCAAAUUAAGUCUUAUAGCUCUUGGUCGACUUGGAGGAUACAGUGCUGGAGCAGAGGUUGACUGGACAAAGCAGAAUGGGGGUGGCCCAGAGCCACCUCCAGAGAACCCAACAGUCAGGAAAAGUCUGGCAGCCAUGCUCACACCAUACAUUGCUCGCAAACUAGGCAUCAGCUCACCUGCUGAGGUGUUAAAGUUGGUUAACUCCAACUCUGAGACUCCGUAUCUGAUCUGGAACAAUGGAACCAGAGCUGAGCUCCUUGAAUUUCUUGAAGCACAGCAGGAAGGAAACAUAAAGAGGGGUGAAUGCGACAAAGACUUUGGAGCAGAGUUUGUCUUCAGCGAGCACAGUAAAGAGCUCAUUGUGGGAGAGAUCUUUGUUCGCAUUUAUAACGAGCAGCCUAGCUUUCCCCUGGAGUCUCCAAAGUUGUUUGCGGGAAGUCUUCUGGACUAUGUUGGUUCUCAGGCACAGUACCUCCACACAUUACUGGCUAUGACACAGACAAAUAAAGUGUCACAGCAGCACGCUCACAGACUACACUGGGCUGAGAUGGCUUUGGAAGCUCUCUGCAAUGUUAUCAAGAACAACCCAGGAUCAGAAACAGAGUGCAUUGGCCAUUUCAAGCUGCUCUUUUCCCUGCUCAGAGUCCAUGGGGCUGGAAAAGUUCAACAGUUAGUCCUUGAGGUUAUGAACAAAGUGACUUCUAACCAAGAAUGUGUCAGCAAUAUUGCUGAUUCCCUGGUGUUGGCCAAUUUGCUGUUGUUGCUGCACUCCUUACCAUCCAGCAGGCAGCUUGUUCUCGAGACUUUGUAUGCCCUCACUUCCAACACAAAGAUUGUCAAAGAGGCAAUGGCCAAAGGUGCACUGAUCUACCUGUUGGAUCUGUUCUGUAAUUCCACCCACCCUCAGGUGCGCACUCAGACUGCUGAACUCUUCUCCAAAAUGACUUCAGACAAACUUGUAGGCCCCAAGGUGCGUCUGAUCCUGUUACGUUUUCUGCCUGGCGUUUUCAUGGACGCCAUGCGGGACAAUGCUGAAGCUGCUGUGCACAUUUUUGAGGGCACACAUGAAAACCCAGAACUGAUUUGGAACGAUGCAUCAAGAGAGACUGUCUCCACUACUGUCAGGGAAAUGAUGCUUGAACACUUCAGGCUGCAGAAAGAUAAUCCUGAUGCCAUUUGGAAGCUUCCUGAAGGUUUCACAAUACCAUAUGCAGCAGAGCAGGGUGAGCUGGAGGUGGGUGGAGUGUUCCUGCGCAUCUUCAUUUCUCAGCCAGGCUGGGUGCUACGCAAGCCUCGAGAAUUUCUGGUCUCCUUGCUCGAGACCCUCACUGAGCUGCUGGAGAAAAACAACCCUAAUGGAGAGGCGUUAGAAACGGCCACCACAGCAGCUGUGUGCUUGUUCAGUACUCAGACUCAGUUGGCUGAUCAGGUUCCUCCGCUUGGUCACCUGCCUCGAAUCUUAGCAGCUCUCAAUCACAAGAACAAUGCUGUUCCUAAAAGCUCCAUCCGCCUCAUCCAUGUCCUCUCAGAGAAUGAGUUAUGUGUGCGAACCAUGGCAUGUUUGGAGACGAUUGGGCCUUUGAUGUGUGGGAUGAAGGUCAGAGCUGAUAUGGCAGGACUAGCAUGUGAAGCUCUCAACCGCAUGUUCCAGCGAGAGCAAACCGACCUAGUUGCACAGGCGCUUAGAGUAGAAUUGGUGCCAUAUUUGCUGAAGCUUUUAGAGGGAGUGGGAUUAGAGACUCUGGACAACCCCUCAGCAACUAAAGCCCAAAUCGUCAAAACUCUUAAAUCCAUGACUCGCAGUCUGCAGUAUGGAGAACAGGUGAAUGAAAUCCUGUCACGAUCCACUGUGUGGAGUGCCUUCAAAGAUCAAAAACACGAUCUCUUCAUCUCGGAUUCGCAGACCGCGGGCUUUCUGCAAGGUGUGUCCACUCCUUCUCUACUGGCUGCCAGUAGUCCAUUGCGGAGUGGCUUAUAGGGGCCUCUCCCCAUCCUCUUCUCUCUAACUUUUACAAAGGUCCGACAGUAGCAGGCUAUCUAACUGCUGGCACGGGUGCUACAGUUCUGUCCAGUGUCCCUCCACCUGUAGACAAUGACAUUGGAGACCUGAGCUGAAAACCAAAUCUGCACAGUUCAGAGAAUGCACCACUUUUCCAAGACAAGCAGGCCUGAUGAGACACAGAUAAAUCAAAAGGACAAAGAAGAGGGUGGAUUACAUUCUUUGUGUAAACUUUCUUCUAUAUGGGUUUUCCUCUGUUUGUGAGGCUUUCCAUUACAAUAUCCGAUCGUCCUCUUUGUUUUUUUUUUUCUUUUUCAGUUUUUUUUUUUUUUCUUAUUGCUAUUGUUUUACAUUAUAUACUUUUUGUUUUUCCCAAAAAGAUGAAAAUGUUUACUCACGUUUGAGGAUAUUUUUGGCUGAAAAACAAACACAUAAAAAAGACCCCUAAAGUAAAUACACCUUUAGUGGUCCAACCUUUACUGUACUUUAUUACUAUCUUUUUCACGUUCAUUUCUGUCAUGCACUCAAUACUCUGUCUUCUCAAGGCUUUUUAUUUUAAUUCAGGCUGUCAUGAGUUUCCAGACCCGCAGCUUUUCAUGCCAUACUGUGAUUUUUCACCUUGUUUCCUGUUAACCCUAAAAUGAAUGAAUAAUUGAUAAAGUUAAAGGAAAACUUUAAGAGCUGCCACUGUCAUUUACAGAAACAUCCUGUAGGCUGAUCUGUCUCCAGGCUCCCUUUAUGUCUACACAGAUGUCCUGCUUUUUCUACCUUUUCUCAAACAGAAUGGAAUUAAUUCACUCAAAUAUUUAUAACUUGUCGAGUACUUAACUGAUGAAUGAUUAUCACCACCUGAAAGAAUGAGCGUCUGUAAAAUGACAAUGAAAUGACAAUGGCACUGAUUAAAAUCUAUGUGAAAGAUCAGUUGUCAAACUAUCUAUAUAAUAUGACAUAUAUAAACUUUCUAUAUUGAAUGUACAAUUAAAAAAAAUCAUUCACUCUUGUACAUAAAAUUUUAAGAAUAAAAGGGAAUCCAGA
Messenger RNA from Silurus meridionalis, 8157 nucleotides. RefSeq names its product dnaJ homolog subfamily C member 13-like. NCBI's taxonomy places the organism in Eukaryota, Metazoa, Chordata, Actinopteri, Siluriformes, Siluridae. Gene Ontology annotation, biological process: regulation of early endosome to late endosome transport; receptor-mediated endocytosis; endosome organization. The coding region runs from base 373 to 7101 and encodes 2242 amino acids. The record is from RefSeq and is a predicted model, not a curated record. Gene Ontology annotation, cellular component: endosome membrane. The transcript has 57 exons.